AUGAGUGAAAGGAAAGGGUGUUUGAGGAGGGAUAGAGGAAUAAAGGAUUUCAAUGAGUUAAUUGAUAACUUGGAGCUGAUUGAUAUCCUAAUGAUUGGCAGAAUCUUUACAUGGUGCAAUGCUUUGGAUGGGGAUAGGUGGAGUAGGAUUGAUAGAUUCCUACUUGACCAUAAAUGGUUGGAAAAGUUCUCAUUUAAGCAGUUGGGGCUACCUAGAAGUAUUUCUUACCACUGCCCUAUAUUGUUAAUGGAAGAUGAGAGGGAUUGGGGUCCAAGGCCUUUCAAGUUUAUAAAUGCUUGGAGAUUACAUCCUAAUUUUAAAUCUGAAGUGAGAAAAUCUUGGGAUAAUAGUCAGGUUAGCAGUUGGGCUAGUUAUAGGUUUAUGAAAAAGCUGGGGAAUCUCAGAGCACAUCUCAAAAGAUGGAAUAGUGAAGUGUUUGGAAACAUUGAUGAGCAAUUGAAACAAGCUGAGGCUGAACACCAUGACUGGGAUAUUAAGGCUGAAGGUAGGAACUUGCUGGAACACAAGGUUAAAAGGAGAAGGGAGGUUAGAAAGCUAGUCUGGGAUCUGAACAAAAAGAAGGAGUGCUUAUGGCAUCAAAAAUUUAGAUUGACAUGGCCAACCAAUGGGGACAAAAAUACAAGGUUUUUUCAUAUCUUGGCUAGUAAUAGGCAGAGGAAAAAUUUGCUAGAUUCUGUCAAAGAGAAUGGUGUCAUCUAUGAUCAGCUAGAUGUUAUGAAACAGGCAGUGGUGAGAUAA
Molecule: messenger RNA, 759 nt
Organism: Camellia sinensis
Lineage: Eukaryota; Viridiplantae; Streptophyta; Magnoliopsida; Ericales; Theaceae
Source: RefSeq, a predicted model, not a curated record